AUGCCUCGCGAAAUCACUGGAAUUGGAAGUCAUCUAGCGCGGAUCCGUGACCAUAUUUUCCCGAGACGUCGACAAGAUCAGCCGGCACCAGUUCUCGAGUAAGUAACCGAAUUGCAAGAAAAUGAGAGUGAAAAUGGCCCUUUUUAAAAAUUCCAAUUUUUUUAAAUAUGAUCAUUCGCCGAAAAAACAUCCAAUCGCAAAGAAAAAGUUGUGUUUAUCAUCAGGUUCACAUUUUUUUUUCUGCCAAAAAUACCAAAUUGGAUGAAAUUUGACCCCUGCUCCGCUUCAAGACCGUUGUGUUUUGCUGUAUUUUUUGCAGUUUUGUAGAGCAAAAAAGCAAAAAAAAAAACUGCGUUUACUGUAGCUUUUUCCUGCUUUAAAACGGGACUGUCUCGGGCAGACUGGACUGCAUCAGGAGUCUUCAAAAGACCUUAAUAAUAUAAUUUAUUUACAGGCAGAACGAAAUAACAUGUACAAAAAAAAGAAGGGAAGAAUUGGCAUAAAAGCCUGAAAUAAAUAAAUAAAAGGAACUUCAAAGAGUUUUUACACUAAUUCAUAGAAAAUUUCAGAAUUCACCUGUUCAGAAAAAAAUAACAGCUCGAUAGCCGACGCUUGAAACCUUGCGACUUCCAGGCUUCCAAUCGAAGCAGAAGAAGUUGAAGAUGGCCCUCAGUCUCCAUAUAACAGCUUCGAGGCUCGAAAGGAGAUGCACCUUGUCAUCGACCGGAACAGCUACAAAUUUCUCAUCCUUCGCUGUUUGGUGCCGGGUGACCGUUACGUGAGGAUGCACACCUUGCAGACCUUAAUGAACUGUCGCAGGCUGGUCCGAAAUGGGAGAGGACGACGAAGGAACGCCUGGGGGUGAUCGUCCUCUGUCACAACGUCGCUAUUCUCGUCGUCAAGGGCGCCGACGACGAAAUUCAGUACUUCUUGCCGGCCGAGAUCCGUCGCGGAGUCUACGAUGUUUAUAAAUCUUUUUCGAGUCUUCGUCUGAAUCUUCGAGUCUCGAAUCUUCGAAAGCUAUUGGUGAACAAGAAGGCGUUUAAAGGAAAAAAGCCUGCUCGCUUUUUGAAAGCCGUCUAUCUUUUGAAAUUCAAAGAUUCAGACGUUAACUUCUUUUUUUCUUGAAAAUAAUCAAGAAUAACCUUCAGCUUCGUAUUUCGGAAGUGAAGCACAUCACGGAAGUCACUCGCUUUCUGGCCCAGUUCCCAUCCGUCCGCAUUUUGAACGUCAAGAGUCCUGGUCUUUUUCAUCUCAUGGACCUUCUCUGCGUCAUGAAAAAAUGCGAAUCGCUCAAGUAAGUCUUAAGGAGAUUCCAGAGAGAAGAGUAGGAAUAUUCAAAAAAAUUGAAUGGAACAAAAUAGGAUUGAUGAAUAGCGAAAUAGAUAAGAAGAAGAAGAUUAUUAAGUUUUGUUUUUUUGAUGAAAAAACGUGUUGAAAAAAAUGGCAUCUUUGAUCAGAGUAGAUUAAGUUUUGAUGAAGUGAGUCGAUUUUCAGUUCAUUUUGUCGAAAACGAGGAAUUUGGCUCAGAAUAUAUGUACAUAUACUUUUUUUAUGAGAUAUGAUUUUAUCAAUGCAAUUCAUUCUGUUUUUUGGAUAAGCUUUGUUUCAAAAAAAUUUAAUCUUUUUUUUAUUAUCCCAAUUAUGUCUCAGUGAAGUCUAUUUUUUUAUGUACCAAAAACUAUCCAAAUUGGAAUACCAGUUAGGAAAACUGAACUCACGAACUUUUCACAAUUUAAAGCGGUUUCAAAUAAAUCGUUGCUUCAUUCCUUUCUGAUUGUUUUUAUUUUUCUGAUUCCAGAGUGACGGGAGAUUCGGUUCAAGUCAGCAAAUUCGAAUUUGCUCGCAUAAUUGAGCUGCAAAAAGCUGAUAGUCGUCGGUUCGAAGAUCUUCAUGUCAUUAAUGCAACUAUCAAAUUCGAUUUCUACGAGUUGCUCGGAUUUAUCAUCGUUGAAUUUCAAAGCAAGAAAAAAGAGGAAUAAUCAGAUUACAGGAUCUUUCUCGAAUCGAGCACAAUCAGAACGAAGAACUGGAUGAUCCUACAACGGUCUACGGGCUUUCGGUAUUAUAUUUUUCUGACUUUUGAGAACAGCGUUUGUUUGAGACUUGGCUCGACGUCAAUGACUACAACCCCAUCAAGAUCUCGUUCGACAGAGUUGCUUUGAACAUGCAGCUACAGCUCAGCCAGCAGCUGGAUCAGAUGGUCCUCGAGCAUACUUUGGAUGCACGGCUUCUGUAUCGCAACUCUCGGGCUGGGGUUGAUAAGUACACGUUUCUGUCCGACAAGACUCUCUUUGUCAUUGUCAUCGACAGCAACUUGUAG
Caenorhabditis auriculariae is the source of this 2323-nucleotide messenger RNA. The record is from the annotation of a GenBank genome assembly. Lineage: Eukaryota; Metazoa; Nematoda; Chromadorea; Rhabditida; Rhabditidae.